ACUGGAUUUAAAGACGUGCCGGAACCAGGGUCAUCAUGCGGUCACAUUUUAGUCAUUUUCAACACAUAAAGCAGGGUAGCGAUGUGUUCUUCGGCGUAGACUUACACGACUCGACGUAAUUGAAGUUGUGGGUGUUUAUUUAGGACGUUUUUACUUGAUUAUUUCGUCACUUUGUGUAAUCGUGAACGACUGUUGUUUGGGCUCUAGGUGGGCUGUGAUCGCUCCGUGUUUUUCUAACUGCGCGCAGCUCGCUCGGAGCAGUAGGGAAAACAAACAGGUCGGACGGUGGAAGCUCGGUAGCCGGCUGAAUGUGAAGGCUGCUCAGGGUCCGUCUUCAUGCCGUAUGGUGCAAAUUUCAAAGUUAUUCGAUUCGAUUCCUUUCGGAUCCGAGACGUAGUUCGGAAGUUUUUUCCGCCUCUCCUCUGAGCAUGUUGUUGCUUUUCGACCUUUUUUCCCCAGGUUUUCGUAGUCCUAACGCUGCGGUCUUCUGCUUUUUCCCCGACGAUUUGUUUACCGGCGGCGUUUCGGCGUCCGAUGUGUUAAAGUCAGUUUGAAUACGGGGAUAGACUCUCUCUCUUUCUGCAGAGAUGCACACAAGGCGCCUGGUGAAGCGCUCGAUCCUCGGCAGCCGCGUCUAUGCGCCGAGCCCGACGGGGGACGGAGCCCCGGUGACAGGAGUGGUCCAGGCUGUCAAGCAGGAAAACAGGGACGCAUCGGCCGCUGGAGCCCGGCGCAGCGUCUACACCGUGCUCAUGCAGGACGGAAGCCUGAAGGAGUUCACCGAGGAGGAGAUAGCCGCUGGAUCCAAAGGACCACUCAAAUCCAGCCUGAAGCAUAGUCCCAGUAACGGGGUUUCAGACAGUCACAAGUUGGAGGGUGGCUGCCGGAGCCCGGAGGCAGUGGACGAGCAGAGGCCCUCAGACGGGAAGCGAGUUGGUCGAGAUCCUGACGCCCGAUCGGUGUGCCUCCUGGAGCAGAAACGUAAAGUGGUCUCAUCCAGCAUUGAUGUCCCACAUGCCAGACGCUCAGAGGAAGAGGUGGACAUGGAUAAAGUGACGGCUGCCAUGGUUCUGACCAGCCUCUCCACCAGCCCGCUGGUCAGGAGCCCCCCUGUCAAAGUCAGCGAAAGCCUGAGUGGUUCAUGGAAGGAGAACGGCUCAGCUGGACCCUUCACCCCAUCCAGCAACAGCUCCUCAGGAGGCUACUGGAGCUGGUCUGCACCAAGCGAUCAGUCCAAUCCUUCCACGCCAUCGCCGCCGCUCUCGGCUGACAGCUUCAAGCCUUUCCGUGUGCCAAGUGUGGGUGGUGUGGGCUCCAACCCGACGGGGGCGGAAGACCCCAGUCUGGAUGAGCAGGAUGGCAGCAGUCUGCUCUUCGAUGAGCCCAUCCCACGGAAGCGCAAGAACUCCAUGAAGGUCAUGUUCAAGUGCCUGUGGAAGAACUGCGGCAAAGUGUUGAGCACCACUGCAGGAAUUCAGAGACACAUUCGCACCAUCCAUCUGGGGCGUAACUGUGACUCGGACUGCAGCGACGGCGAGGAGGACUUCUACUAUACAGAAAUCAAGCUCAAUACGGAUUCAGUAGCUGACGGGCUGAGCAGCCUGUCCCCUGUGUCCUCCUCCAUCCUGUCCCCUCCGCCCCCUCCGCCGUCGCCUCUACAGCCCCUCAGCCAUCAACCGGAGUCCCACCGACCCUCACAUCCCUCCGACUCUAAGGAGCCUCACGCAGGUGGCAACACCCCGCUCAGCCGCUCCGCGCCAAGCGCUCUCUACCUCAUCCACUCGGACCACGCCUACCAGGCCACGGCUCCAGUGUCCAUUCCCUCCAGCAGCAGUAACUCGUCCUCCACCAGUUUCACUCCCACCAACAGCUUCAGCAUCUCCUGGCAGUCGCCUCCAGUCACUUUCACAGGGAACACGGUUUCUCCCACUGAAAACCAGGUGUUCGGAGAACAGCGAUCCCAGACCAUCUCCGUCCUUUCAUCCCCUCCCAGAGCGACCACUGCCCUCAGCCGGAAAGUGCGCGGCGAGGGGAAGAAGUGCCGUAAGGUCUACGGGAUGGAAAACCGUGACAUGUGGUGCACCGCCUGCCGCUGGAAGAAAGCCUGUCAGAGAUUCACCGACUGAUCCCACCCGGCCAGUGCAUCGCAGCACCAGCAGGCACCGCAGCUGUCGGCCAGAGAAACGUAGAGGGAGGGGGCUUCGUUUUGCAUGCACUUGGUCUUUCUGCGGCUCAGAAUCGCAAAUAUCCGUCAAGCUCCGGCCCCUCUUUCACGUUAGCGAAUCCCUUCCAGCAGCAGAGGCAAAUGAAGGAUGGCCAAAAACAAAGGGUUGUUUUUUUCACAGUGCUGUCCAGGACUCCUAAUACUGCCUCCAUCAUUCCCAACAUUCCCAGAGAAUGGGAAACUCCAGUGCAGCUAAACGGUGUAAAAUAGAUCUUUUCAUGUUGGGUUCAGUGUUGCAUCUUUCUAUGUUUUGUACAGCUCUGGUUUUUAAUGGAAAGUCUUGUCUGAGAAGCAGCGUUUUUGCGUUUUGGUAAAAAGAUUAAUGGGAGACUUUCUUUUUCAUCCAAAAAAGGAACUUUUUUUUUGUUCCUCCUUCAAUUCCUUUACUUGGUUUGUUUCAUUUCUGGACAUUUCUGAGAUCAAUCAGUCCUGUUCCUUCUGGGCUCCGAGGGGCCGUCAUGGAACUGGAUGAAAGGCGGGAAAGAGAAGGAAGUGAAAGUCAAGCAAGGUGAAUAAUCAAUGCAAACUUCCAGUCCGGGAAAGCAGAUUGACUACAUCCCAUUUGAAAAUAACAUUAACCUGCUUAAUCAAGUCUGUUCCCUCCAUUUAUUCAGGGAUGUGAUUCUGCAGAAAGAUAAAGAACCAGUAGCUUAAACGUUGGGUUUAUGUUAACCUCAACAGCAGCUUCUCUCUUCUUCUGUCAUGUUCUUUUUUAAUUUUUGGGGCUUUUGUUGCUGUGCCAUGUUUACGCUUUUGUUUUAAGCAUGUUGCUCCUUCACUUAUUUCAAUGGGGAUCAAACUGAAACUGUUAAACAAAACAUAUUUGAACACAGCUCUCUUCUAGCUCUUUGAGUCACACCCUGGAAAGAGCAACAUUUUUUAAGCACAUGCAGAGAUAAGAAACCAACCUCCUUGUGUUCAUUUAGCUGUUUUCCAAAGCAAACUGCUGAAAAAGGAAACUUUGUUUACAUGUGCCACAAGGGUGCAUCUCUGUUAUCUGUAAGCUAAAGACAGGAGGGCUGAAAACCAAAAGCGUUGCACUAAUUUUAAUAGACAAACUGAUUUCUACCGCAAUGUAAGCUCAGUUUCUUCUGAACCUAGCUCUUAUGAAGGAAAUUUAAUAGCAAAAAAAUACAAAAACGACAUAGCUGCAUACAGCCAUUCUUGUUUCUUGAAGAAGUGAAGGGAAAUGUGGAGACUGGAUCAUUUCACCUCUUUGCUAUUUACUCUGCCAUAUGUUGCCAUUUUGCUCCUAUGAAAAAAACAAAAACCUUUACCACUUAUCAGAUUAAUCAGAUAAUUCUGUCAGUAGUUGGGUAUUUUGAUGACUAGUAGAGAUGUUUGAUUAAAAAAAUGCUCCAAUCUUGUAUUAUUUAAUUGGUCAUUGUGAUGUGAAGUUUUAAAAUAGCAGUCUUCUUUUUUUUAUUAGCUUCUAAACCCUGUUUGGCCCAAUUAACUCUGAAAAUAUGACCCCUAAUCAAACCUUAUAACUAUAAGAUACAUCCUUUUUAAAAGUAAAAUUUGUUGCAUUUAUUGGACACAUCAAAUAAAAUGAACUGAUCCAAAUUCUGCUGCAAAUUAUUAAGUUAUUAGUUGGUGCUAUUAGUUCUUGAAAAUUGUAUUUGGACAUCUCUGCUGCUUACAGUGGAAUUGGAGGUGGGUGUGAGAGAGAGAGCAGAUUGUGAACAAUUAUUAACAUUUAGCUUUUCGUCUUAAUAUUUCACAUCUUAAUUUUAUAUUAAUAAUUUUUUAUUCCUUAGAGAAAUAGAUCUCAGAUUUUUAAAACAGGAACUUUAGUUAUUUUCUCUUAAUCAUCCUGAUUGGUCACUUUAAAAAUGUUGCACAAAAGCACUUGGAGUUUUUUUAGUUUGUUGUAUUUUGUCAUAAAAGGUUUAUCAGUUUACAUUAUAUGUGGGAUUCAAUUUUAUUUUUUGUCUUUUUUUAUGCAGACAGUGAAAUCACCAAUGUUGAAAGUUUGAAAAAGUGACUGAAAAUCUGCUUAAGUUGGAACUUAAGUUAGGAAACUGUGUCCAUCGCCUGAGACUUUAAAAUUCAAUCUGGCUGCUGUUUUUUCUAGCUUUGAAAACUGAUCUCUUUAAAUCAAUUACUGUUCGAUACAACAUCCUUUAUUCUACAUGAGCUGUGUUCAGUCAGCAUAUAACAGUUUUGAAAUCUCCCUGGUUUUCUUUCCUGGGACUGAGAGACUAUAAAACGUGGUUAGUUAUUGUUUCCUAAUCUGACAUCAGUGACCACCAGCACUUGUUCCUGUCCUGUUUAGUCCACUUCACAGGAGUUCAUUACAAUUUCCUCUUUUCACCAAAAGGUCGGUGCAACAAUGAUCUUUGCAUAAUUGAUAUUUUUGGCUCUUGGUAUCCAUUGCCUUUAAAUCACUGUUACUAAGCAUGCAUUUGCUUUGUAAAUCUGUGUCAUAGUUAAUUUUAAUUAUGAUCGAAAACAACCAAAGCAACAUAGAGGGUACUUUUACUAUUGAGAAUCAUUCACCUAAAGAAUAAGGGCCUCAACCUUGCCAUUUCUAGAAAGCCAACAUUUUCAUGAUGGACAGAGGCUGAAGAACCAAAUAAACGGUGGCGUAAUGUUUAGCCUUCCUGUUAUGUGCUCAAAUUCUUGCUCUCUCUCACUCCUACAGGUUAAAUUAACCUUGGACAUGUUCUGAUGACAUACAUUUUUCUUCAUGCAGCCGAAAUGUCCAUACUAAAGCGUGUUGCUGAUGCAAAUAUGCAAAGCUUAAGUUCUCUAAAACUUAUAGAUUUUGCGGUUUCUGACUGAAGUAUCUGGUCCUGGCUGAUUAAGCUCAGUAAAACAUCAAUUUUUUCCAUCUCAUAGGCAGAGGCAACCUAAAUAAAAAUGACAAUGCGGUGAAAUGACCAGCAUCCAAUUACUUGUCUGUUGUUUACCAUGCACUGCACUACUUUCUCACUUUGCUCCAUGCAAACCAAACUACAGUUUAACCUUAACCCUUCAGAUUGUAAAUGAAGAAACUUCCUUUUUCAUUCGAAAAGUUUUUAUUUGAAUUCCAGCUUCUGUUUUUGCCUCAAAGGGAAUGUAAAGGCAGCAGCCGGCUUUAUUACAGUGUUGUGAUUCAAAGACAGAGGUGUUGAGGAAAAGACGAGGCAGUUUGUCCUUACUUUUUCUCUGUUUCCUCUGUCAUGUGGCGAGCUUAUUUGUUUAAAUGCAUGCUGUAAUGUUAGUUUGCACUUCCGCCAGCCAUUUUCACACCAGUUAUUAUAAACCAACACCAGCUGAUAAACUCACCAUUGCUACUUUAGCAUUCAGUACUUCCACCUCUGCAGGCCGUAGCUCUUACUUCUGUCCUUUUUUUGUUGUUUCUGUAUAUACGGAUUUCUUGUGUAUCCUCUAAGCUUGUUCUUUUUUUGCUUGUUUUUCUUGUUUUGUUUUUUAAGCAGAUAGAUCGAGCAGUUCAUCUGGAUCCUUUUUUAGGAAGACAGGUUAUAAGAAAAGUCUCUGUUCAGCCUUAAUGUUGAUCAUUAUUCUUCUGUUGUUACAUUUAGGUUAUUUCAAAGCUCAUCCACCCUUGUACAAUGUGAACUUGUUUAAAAAAAAAAAAAGGACAGAUUUAUAUAGUUUCAGAAAAAAAGAUUUAAAUUCAAAGCUUAAGAAAGAACUUAGGAUGUUUUUCUUUGACUAUUUUUUCAUAUGUAUAUGCAUACAAAUAUAUAAAAACUGUUUAUUCAUUUUAUUUUCAUGUUCUUCUAAUGAGGCUGUAGGAGGAAACGUAUUACUAUCUCAGCCUCUUGUGCUCUUUUCCUUUAAGUGCGACCUGCAUGUGUUCCUUCAUGCUCCCACUGUUCUGCUGAUAUAUCCAAAACCCACAGUUGAGUCCAUGUUUUAUUUCCAGAUUAUUUGAAGUCUGUUUGUGUUGGAUUCCAUGCAUGAGUGAGGGAACGUGAAGGACGUCCGGGCAAAGCUGCCUGGGAUUGAUCACCUUUUCCCAAGGUGUCGCCAAGUUCGCUCAAAUCCCAUCUAGGUUCAUGGAUGUUUAAGUUACAGCUGAGUUUUGUUUGUUUUUUCUCAUUUUGUAAUUAUUGUUCAAUGUACUUCCCACUAAUUUCUUUCCAUCACUAUGGUGCUUUUGUGUUUUUCUCCAUUUGUGUUUGGAAAAACUUGGCGUCAGCUACAGUCGAGUCUCCAGGAACCAAUCCCUGCAGUUCUCAGAGUUGCUGGCAAAGCCGGAAAAACAAAGUGGCGCAUUUCCAGGCAGCUAAUUUACAAGAUCUUUUUCCUAAAUAUUUAAUAUUGUACAAGAUUUGGCUUAAAUAAGCAAAUUCAAUGCUGUUUAUUCUAGAUCCAAAUAAAACUCAGAGUUUUGCAGCUGUUUUUGUCAGACUUCUCGAGGAACUCUGGGAUUUUAUCCUGAAAUAGCCGGAUAUGCUUCACAGUGCUGAGAGUGAUAUUCGUCAAAAAAAAAAACAACUGCACAGACACUGCUCCAGCCUGACGGUGCUUUCAGAGGCUCCUGGCCUGCUGAGGUCGGGGAUCCUGGUGCUGUGGCCACGGCGGGGGAGAAACAGAGGUGCUAUAGAUAUCCACGCAGUACUGUUUCUCCCUCAGAUCGCAUUGAUUCCAUUUUGUACAUAUUGUUAUAUUGCUUAAGAGAACAUGAAAAUAAAAACACCCUGUCUCAAGUCU
Messenger RNA from Cyprinodon tularosa, 6892 nucleotides. RefSeq names its product zinc finger protein 704 (gene znf704). The record is from RefSeq and is a predicted model, not a curated record. Bases 588 to 2126 code for a protein of 512 amino acids. The transcript has 9 exons. NCBI's taxonomy places the organism in Eukaryota, Metazoa, Chordata, Actinopteri, Cyprinodontiformes, Cyprinodontidae. Gene Ontology annotation, cellular component: nucleus. Gene Ontology annotation, molecular function: DNA-binding transcription factor activity; RNA polymerase II cis-regulatory region sequence-specific DNA binding. Gene Ontology annotation, biological process: regulation of transcription by RNA polymerase II.